UUCUUGGGUAGGAGUACUCUACCAGGCUGGGCUACCGCUGCAGCUCCGCACCGUGGACGGUUGCUCGGGCGAUCCUGACCGAACAUUGAUGUACUGCGCCGUUGGCAAGAGCAGCUGCCCACUUGGCACUACAGGAACUACAGGACUAUCGCCGAUACUUGCGCACCCUGCUGACCCGCUACUACGCAUCGUGGGCGCUAGUGCACUCGGUGUUUCUGGAGUUCAACCUCCGGUGGAACUUGAGAAUGACGGUCAAGAACCGUGGCUCGCCCGUGGCGCUGGGAGGGCACUGUAUCGAGUACCGUGGUGGAGUUGUUUCAGCGGGUCACGGGCGGGCUGGCACCGGAGCUGCCCAGUCCUCGUCCGGAGUGGCCGGCCACCAUCGACUCAGUGGCUCAGUAGGCAUGGGCGAGAAGAGUGAGCUCGCCCGGAGCCUGUGGGAGGAAGAGGCCCACGGGGGGCAUGGAGUUUCCUCGAUUAAGAAGCGUUGCGUGCUGAUGUGGGCGAAAGGAACUGCUGUCAGCGGCCGAACCCCGGCUGUCGCACCUCACACUUUCCUCCAAGCGACACAUACACGGUAAUGAGGGGCAAGAGAAUGCCAGAAAAAAGGGUCUACGCCAGGGAGGAGAAGCACCAGGGCCUGCUAGAAGUGAGGUCAACAUGGGGGAGAAAUUUGCUGAACCAAUGAUGCUUCGGGGCAGGCCCGUGGAAUACCUACCACCGCGACCAGGCCCAGCGGAGAGCUGUUCCUCGGGUUCCAGUCUAAUACACAAACGCUCCCGUUUCGACCUUCGUCACCCGGGGAGGGGCUGCGUUCGAGGGCUCGCUUGGAGAGACGCGACAUUUUCCUAUUUUUUUCGGGGCGGCCAUAUCCUGUUGGGGAGCUGGUCUUGCGGGGGAGGGCGCGGGCGAGGGCGUUGCCUGGGAUUAAGGCAGGGGGGUUGUUUUUUUUCGCCCCCGUCGUUGGUGCUGUGCAAGCUGCUGGAGAGUUCUAGCGAUGAUUCUGCGGGGGAAGGACACGUGGGGCGGGGGGGAGCGGUUGUGGCAAGCAGCGGUGGACGCCGUAGGCAAGCGUAGAUGGCACUGCAGUUCCACCACACUUUUUUGUCUCCUGUCAACCUGGGCUGAAAUCGACAACAGCGCGGGGGUGCCGUGUCCUAGGGGACGAGGCGUUUCUCCCGGAGUACUGGGCGGGUGUGCGCUGGUGGCACCAUGAUAAUUUUUUUUCCGGUGUUACUGCGGUGAAUGGACAACUGUGUUCGGUGCCUGUGAUACUGCUUUCGCCGCUUUUGAGGCCAGCAGGUCGUAACGGGAGAAAACGAGGACAAAUUUUGUAGUCGUGCUACAGGUAGAUUGCGGGUUGGCAAGGCAAGGUUUCCUGUUGUUUUUUGGCGAGGAUUUGCACCGCGAAAUUGGGCGUGGCGAAUGGGAUAUAUCAGGGUGCGCACAUUCGCGCUCGUUCUGCUAAAACUUGUGCUCCGGAUGAACGUGCGGUGUAUGUGUCGUCCCAUUCAUUUGCACUUAGUUUUUUUUUGUUUCGUCACCAGCCGGAGUCGUGCAGAAGGAAGCUAGGGAGACUUUGUUCACCUCUCUUUCAUUUCGCGAUACUU
Molecule: messenger RNA, 1610 nt
Organism: Ectocarpus sp. CCAP 1310/34
Lineage: Eukaryota; Phaeophyceae; Ectocarpales; Ectocarpaceae
Source: the annotation of a GenBank genome assembly